GUCACAUUUUCACUCACGAUAAAGUUUUUUUUCAGAAAAGUAAUCUUAGAAUAACAUACAACAACGCAAUACGACUAGAAAAUACAGUUCAAGUACAGUGAACUUUCAUUGUUUUCAUGUUCUUUGUUCAUACAAAACCAUGGAUUCAAUCAUUAUGUUUUUUGUAUAAAUCGGUUUAAAGGACAUUUUAGCAUUUUAGCAAAAUACACGUUAUGUCAAGAGUACCUAGUAUUCACAAAAUACUUUUGGGUUUCUCAUUUAGAUGCAGCUUGACUGAACCACUAUAAUGGCAUCCUAUUUUGAUGAACACAAUUGCGAGCCCACCAAUCCAGAAGAACAGUAUCGUCAAAAUGCUUUACUUGAACUUGCCAGGUCCUUGAUGCAGGGAGUUGAUUUGUUUGACUCAGGUUUUGACUUGACUGAUUGGGACCAGAGACUCCCUCCUCCUGCCGCCAAAGCUGCUGUUCAAACUCUGCCCGCCGUUGUCAUCUCCCCAGAACAAGCAGAUAAAGGUGUAAAGUGCCCAGUUUGUUUGUUGGAGUUUGAGGAACAAGAGACAGUUCGAGAAAUGCCCUGUAAACAUCUCUUCCACUCAGGCUGCAUUCUUCCCUGGUUAAAAAAGACCAACUCCUGUCCACUUUGUCGUCAUGAAUUACCAACAGAUGACCCUGACUAUGAGGAGUUCAAAAAGGACAAGGAGAGAAGACGACAAAGGGAGCACAGACUAGAGGACCUUCAUGGAGCCAUGUACACUUGACCUUACUGUGGGAGUACAAGCAAUUCAAAGCUUUUUAAAAGACUUUUGAUACAAAUGUUUAGGAAAAGAUGUAAUUACUGUCCUGUCAACUCCUCUCUAGUAAAUGUUUAUUAUAAUACUGAAAGAUGAGUUUAAAUGUUUCUACUUUGUAUAAAAAUAUUGAUUUUAAUUGUUCAAAUGUAACAAAAUGUCUUCUGGACCAAAAAUUAAGUUAACCAACUCAUGUUGGGUAAUAAAAAUGUUAUAACUUAUAUAA
Boleophthalmus pectinirostris (great blue-spotted mudskipper) is the source of this 1013-nucleotide messenger RNA. It is a transcript of the gene rnf181, whose product is annotated as ring finger protein 181. Bases 287 to 757 code for a protein of 156 amino acids. Gene Ontology annotation, molecular function: ubiquitin protein ligase activity. NCBI's taxonomy places the organism in Eukaryota, Metazoa, Chordata, Actinopteri, Gobiiformes, Gobiidae. Gene Ontology annotation, biological process: protein ubiquitination. The record is from RefSeq and is a predicted model, not a curated record. The transcript has 6 exons. Gene Ontology annotation, cellular component: cytoplasm.